Molecule: messenger RNA, 1255 nt
Organism: Saccostrea cuccullata (small rock oyster)
Lineage: Eukaryota; Metazoa; Mollusca; Bivalvia; Ostreida; Ostreidae
Exons: 4
Coding region: 145-636 (163 amino acids)
Source: RefSeq, a predicted model, not a curated record
AUGAAUAAAAAAGAAUUGGGUCACAAAGCUUAAACAAAGCGAAUUGUCUUGCGUGUUACGCAAUAUUGCAAGCUAAGCACCUGGUUGAAUAUUUUUUUCAUUUAUCUUGACUUUGAUAUUGGAAUUAGAAUUACAGGGGGCAGUAUGUCGCGUGAAUCUGUUCACCGUGGAUUUUUUCUGCUGUGUAAAUACCUCCCCGCCCUGGCCUUACUGGGGGUGGGGUUUUUCACCCCUCACUGGAUUGAAAAUGAAAAGUAUAACUGUACACAAGGACUUCUCGUUAAUAAGAAUUGUACCAGUGAAGUUGAAGACCUCCACUCCGCGGUCCUGGGUUUGGAGUCUGCCGCCUUUGCCCUGCUUGCCAUGACAACCAUUGUAAAUAUCGUCCUAGAGUGUUGCUAUGGUGAAAACAAUCCCAUGACAGCAAGGGCUCGCUGUAUCUGCGCAUUUUUCUUUGGGAUUGGAGGCAUCCUAGGACUGAUAGGCUGUGUGGCUGUUUUUGCAGAGUAUACACAUGACACCAGGGGGUGGUCAUUUUGGGUUAGCUUUGCAGGAUCUAUUGUUGCCAUUGUCACGUGGACAACGUUCAAGGAAACCAGAGAUCUUUUUAAGGACACAAGUUACCAGACUCUGUAGUAAAUACAGAUACUGGACUGAUUCUCUACAGGUUCUUGAUGCAAAGGGCUAUCCACUUUAUGUAGAUAUGUUUAUAUGUGUAAAUAUAUGUAAUAUCGUAUUAAAAUAUAGAUUAUAUACAAAAAUAGAAAAGAAAAUAAACUUGAAAUACAAAAAUCGUUUGUUCUUUAAAAUUAACUUAUUUUGUUUUAUUUAUUUUUGAUAUUGUUUUAUUUUAUUAAAAUUUUUUAGGUUAUCAUUAAAGUUUUUUUUCUCGAUAAAAUAGACAUGUAAUUUAAACUAUUAGUGUUUUGCACUGCUCUAUAAUUCGAUUGAGUUUAGUUCUUCUGUAAUACCGGUAUUUUUCUGCAUGUCAUGUACAUAUUUAAAACUAAAAUAUUCUACAAAUGACUAAAUACUUAUCUGAAACUUUUGCCCCAAACUGUUUGUAACGUUUAUUAUAUCAACCUUGCCGAUUGUUUUGGAAAUUUGAGAAUUCGUUAUGUGUAUUAUAUCUUGUUUUAUUUCGAUAAGCGUCAUUUGUUAGCAAUGAUAAUAUAUGCUUUUGCACUUCAUUUUACAGUAUUGUUUAUUUUUGUGAAUGUUCAUCGAAUGUAUCUUUAAAAAGAUCUGUAUAAAA